AUGAAAAGUAAGAUAACCAUGCCGGAAAUACGCAAUGGGACUACAUAUUCACAACCAAGUAUUUUUCUGUGCACUCUUCUAUGUUGCUGGAUCCUUGUAAAUCCAGUAAGGGGCUAUUCAUUGAAAAAAUGCACAGUCCGUGAAUCUCUCAAUGAUACCAACAUGAAAGUAAUCUGUGGAAAGAAGAACCUCCAAGCCAUACCGGAAGACAUUCCAAGAAAAGUAAGAUCUUUAGACCUUUCCAUCAACAACAUUGUGAUGAUCAAAACAUUUGAUUUCAAAGAUCUCUCAGCCCUCAAAUCUUUAAACAUGUCCUGCAACCGGAUCUCUCAUGUGGACGAUGAGGCUUUUUCAGACCUGGUCGUUCUUCAGGAGCUGAAUCUAGCCAAUAACAGACUCAACACCCUCUCAGACCACCUGUUUCAGGGCCUAGGCAACCUCUCCGUUCUUCGACUAGACCACAACCACAUCAAAACCAUUUCAUCCUCUACCUUUCAGAAUCUCUUUAGCUUAAAUGUACUAAACUUAACCGGCAACCAACUUUAUGUUCUAAAGAAGGUUCAGACAGUCUUGCUAUUCACACACCUGCAGGAGUUGUACAUUGCAAGCAACGGAUUUACCUUUUUCCAGUCACAGGACAUAUCAAAUAAGUCCAUAGGACUGAGAGUGCUGGAUUUAUCCCAGAAUCCAAUGAGAAUCUUCAGGAUCACAGCUGAUGUUCUUCCUAAACUCCACUAUUUAAACCUCUCUGACUCUGGUCAAAAUGGAAGCAUGACAUGGGACGUACCAGACAGAUCUUUUCUGAGUAAUAUGAAAAGUCUCAAUUUGAGCGGUGUCCACAUGUCUUUGAAGGAAAUGAGUGUGGUACUGCAGAGCCUCAACUCAUCAUUAUCAUCUCUCAUACUGUCUCAUUUAGGGGAAGAUAGGAUCACGGCUCUCGCCAACAUUGCCUGCCAUAUUACUACACUGACAACACUCCGUCUGCGUUAUAACAACAUGAGGGUUGUCUCUGAGGAACUGCUUAAGUCCUGCACAUACUUGACUAAAUUGGAUAUAUCCCAUAAUGCUCUUACUCAUCUGUCUCAUCAGUCAUUCAGCUCAAUGAAGCAACUGACUACUCUAGAUCUAAGUAACAAUAGGCUUUCUUCUGUGCCAAAUGCCACUCAUAAUAUCCAAUCGCUGACAAUCUUGGAUCUCAGAUACAAUACCAUCAAUAAACUAGGCUCAUUCGAUUUUGCCAAUCUGACAGGACUAACAUACCUCCGUCUUUUCCACAAUGAAAUCACUGACAUUAAAGGAACUGAUUUUCAAGAUUUGCAGGACUUAAAACUCCUAGAUCUGGGAAGAAACAGUAUCCCAUCUUUACGUUAUGUUUUUAAGAAUUGUUUGCAAAAACUAGAAAACUUGCAAUUGGGAGGCAAUAUGAUAAGAACUAUCCAUAAAGGAGACUUUGAAAGCCUACAAUCCCUCAAAACUUUGAUUUUAUUUGACAACCGAAUUGACACUGUGGAAGAUGGGGCCUUUCAGGGUUUGGUCAAUCUUAAAAUGCUUACUUUGGCAUCGAAUAGAAUGAGUCAAAUAAGCAUUAGGGCCACUAUGUUCAGAGGACUGACAGCCUUAGAAAGUCUUGAUUUGAGUUGGAAUCGUAUUAAAUAUCUACAUUAUGGUGAACUUAAAUCCCCACCCUUUUCUCUUCUGCCGUCACUCAAGAUCCUGAUCGUCUCCGCUCAGCAUCCUUUUGGAAUGUUGAAUAUACCAUCCAACUUUCUUCAUGGUCUGACAAAUUUAUUGGCGUUCAGCGCAAGGAGUCUUAACAUUAAGACCUUUCACCCAGACACAUUCAACAACACACCACAGUUGUGGUCCCUUGACAUCAGCCUGAAUGAGUUCACAGCCCUGAGCAAGGAGUUGUUUCACCCGAUCCCACGACUCAACAGGCUAUACCUGUCUAAAGCCCAACUUCAGUCUUUAGAUUUUCUCAUAGGAGCCAACCUCACUCAACUCAGUUACUUACAGGUGAGAAAGAAUGACUUUACAGUAGUCAGUGAGACAAUGAUACGUUCUUUACCUGCUUUAGUUUACUUGGACCUGCAAGACAAGACUUUCACCUGUGACUGCAGCAAUGCUUGGUUUAUCCAGUGGGUGACAACAGAAAACCAAACGCAGGUUGUUGAUGCAUAUGACUUUACCUGCAACUAUCCGGUCAGUCUAGGAGGUACCAAACUGUUGGACCUUGACACCCACUACUGUUCAGUAGAUAUAGGAUUCUUCUACUUCAUCUCCUCCACUUCUCUGGUCCUCUUAACCUUGCUGGGGUCCUUUAUCUACCAUCUCCUGAGAUGGCAGGUGGUCUACGCCUACUAUCUCUUUCAGGCUUAUCUCUAUGACACAAAGCGGAGGAACGUCCGUGUGAUUCAUCAGUAUGAUGCCUUUGUCUCCUACAAUGGCCACGAUGAGCCCUGGGUCCUGAGGGAACUUCUGCCAGAGCUGGAGGGAAACCAAGGCUGGAAGCUGUGUCUGCAUCACCGUGACUUCCAGCCAGGCAAACCCAUCGUAGACAACAUCACAGACGCCAUCUACGGGAGCCGCAAGACCAUCUGCGUGAUCAGCCGUCACUACCUGGAGAGUGAGUGGUGCUCCCGGGAGAUCCAAGUGGCCAGCUUCCGUCUGUUUGAUGAGCAGAAGGACGUUCUGAUCCUGGUGUUUCUGGAGGAGGUCCCAGACCAGCAGCUCUCCCCCUUCCACCGGAUGAGAAAGCUGGUGAAGAGACACACCUACCUGAGCUGGCCCAGAGCUGGGGAGCACACCGGAGUCUUCUGGCAGAAACUCCGGGUGGCUCUGGAGACCAGGGACUGCCUUGCUGAGGAGAACCCCAUCCUGUCUGGGGUGGAUAGAAAAUGA
This is a messenger RNA of Salvelinus namaycush (lake trout), 2901 nucleotides long. RefSeq names its product toll-like receptor 13. Gene Ontology annotation, molecular function: protein binding; transmembrane signaling receptor activity. NCBI's taxonomy places the organism in Eukaryota, Metazoa, Chordata, Actinopteri, Salmoniformes, Salmonidae. Gene Ontology annotation, biological process: toll-like receptor signaling pathway; immune response; inflammatory response. Bases 1 to 2901 code for a protein of 966 amino acids. The transcript has a single exon. The record is from RefSeq and is a predicted model, not a curated record. Gene Ontology annotation, cellular component: membrane.